Scophthalmus maximus (turbot) is the source of this 1784-nucleotide messenger RNA. Its product is annotated as transmembrane protein 244-like. The record is from RefSeq and is a predicted model, not a curated record. The transcript is spliced from 6 exons. The coding region runs from base 588 to 1046 and encodes 152 amino acids. Lineage: Eukaryota; Metazoa; Chordata; Actinopteri; Pleuronectiformes; Scophthalmidae.
UCAUGGAGACUGAUGGCUGAUGUGUGGUUUAUGCUCCGUUUAAAGUAAGCCGCGGCGUCGCUUGCGAGCUGAUCAUUAUUGUUGGUGUUGUUGAUUUGAAGUGUUAGUCGGGUCGCCGGUGGUCCACACACACAUACUCGUGUUCAACACACAUGAUCUUCAGCUAACCUGCAGUGUUCAAUCCCUCCCACAUAGGGCGGCUAUGGCUUUUCCCCCCUCCGGUAAUAAAAAGGCUGCAGAGAUCUCGUCGUUUUUCUCACUAUAUCCCCCCCCCCAGAAAAUAGACAGCACCCGAAGCAUGAACGUUUGAUUAACCCCAACGUGUGCGCGACGGGCAGACGUUGAGGAAAGUCUUUAUUUCGGUCAACAAAGGCCGCCCCGACGCGAGGUGAAAUGAGUUCAGACUCGGGCUGUGGACGCGGUGGCGGAGGCGCUGUGCGUUGGCGUGGUGUCCCGCGGUUGGCCGCUAGGUGGCGGGACGAGUCCAGUUUGCGGGGGGGAUUAGCGGGGCUCGUGCAGUCCGCUACCGGCAGCCUGCGUUCUUCUUUUUAUAACCGCCUGUAAAACAGCAAGUGCAAAACCAUGAGAUGGCAUUCAAAGGCAAAGCGGUCGACUCGAAGGCCGUGCUCCUCAACCUGCUGCAGUGUCUGCUCAUAUUCUACUCUCUCUUCUACAUGAUCGGGAGCGUGUGCUUCGGUGCCUUCAGGUUGGAUCACUUUGACGGACUGAUUCCAUUUGACUUUAAGACCGAACUUGCUGAAUCCAACUCCAAAUACUUGGUGAACCUCCUGUCUUUGGAGCUCACCUACUUUUGCAGCGGCCUCUUGUUUGCUGCGGUGGUGAGGAGGCGCGUGUGGGACUACGCCCUCACUGUCACGCUUCUGCAUGUAAUGAUCACCAGCCUUGUGAUGUUGGAGUUUCCCAUGGUGUGGCAGUGGUGGCUGGCUUUAGGUAGUGGCUUGUUUCUGAUGAUCUGCAACGGUCAGCUGAUAGCUUAUUUUACCUGUCAGAGUGACCAGAGCUACGCCUCCUUCAGCAUCUACUGAUAAACAGAGUAUCUCUGUGAAUGAACAAGUUUAAUUAUCAGUGAAGACAAUGUGCCGGUAAUGGGCUUUUGUUCUGUUACUGUUUGCUUGUUAUGAGUAUAAGACUCACAAGCACACUUUGAAGCUGUUUUCAGACAUGAACUCCAGAAAUGCAAGCCCUGGAAAAUGUUGCCGUUCACCUGAGAGGAACGCAGCAGGAGAUUGUCUGGGUCACACACGUUCACAACAGCAGGGACAUUUCCAGAACAUUCAGGCGACGGGUGGUACCGGGGACAAGACUGCAGGAGGCAGAACGUGACGCCCAUGAAUUUGCUGUAGAUUUUUCCUGCCGUAUUCUCACAUGGGCUCACUUCUACAUUUUUCGGAGGUUUUGACUGGCAGGGAAAGGGACAUUUGCAGACAUUUGUGUUUUCACAAACAGCCCCUUUGGGAAAGUUCAGGAAAAAUGUCCAGAUAUAAGUGCAUGUCUCAAAGCAGCUUAAAUCAGCGCUGGGCCCAAUUUGUCAACAAUUUGUCAACUGACUGGCAUCCUGCUGAUUUCAUGUAAAUGCCACAAGGAGAUGUUCUCUGUAUUGUUCUUCUGAUGCACAAUGCCUCUGACACUAAGCAGUAUUUUAGGGCAGCUUGUGAAGUAUUUCAGUAUUUUUUUAUGUUAACUGUGAAUGUAAAAGCUGAAUGGGAACAUUGCAAUAUAUGUUGUAAUUCAAAUAUACAAAAGUGAAGUUUUGAACAAUGACA